Molecule: messenger RNA, 1641 nt
Organism: Mangifera indica (mango)
Lineage: Eukaryota; Viridiplantae; Streptophyta; Magnoliopsida; Sapindales; Anacardiaceae
Product: TMV resistance protein N-like
Exons: 2
Coding region: 1-711 (236 amino acids)
Biological process (GO): signal transduction
Source: RefSeq, a predicted model, not a curated record
AUGUUCACGGGGCAAAAAGUCCAAGUCCAAAAGACGAAAGACAGGGCAUCUUCUGAGAAAACAGAUGAGGCAAAGAAGAAAAAGGCAGGCCAUCUUCCUAGAAAAAGAGAUGAAAAAGACUUAGAGAUUGUGGAAUAUAGUUCAACUGCUCAAUUAGGUGAUGUUUUAGUUUACCCUUCUUUGUUUAUGCGAAGUGCCUCUCUUCACUUGCACUUAAUGGCUUCCUCUUCUUCUUCAUCCAUUACUCCUAAAAUAGAGUAUGAGGUUUUCCUUAGUUUCCAUGGUGUGGACACCCGACAAAACAUUACCAGCCAUCUUUAUGAAGCCUUUUGUCAAAAAAAGAUUAGAACUUUCAUUGAUGAUAGCCUAGUUAGAGGAGAAGAAAUUUCUAUAUCUCUUUUAAAGGCAAUUGAACAUUCAAAGAUCUCGGUUAUCAUUUUUUCUAAAGGGUAUGCUUCCUCAAGAUGGUGUCUCAGAGAACUUGAAGAGAUUGUUAAAUGUAAGACCACAUAUGAUCAGAUCGUAAUACCAGUCUUCUAUCAAGUAGAUCCAUCUGAUGUCAGGAAUCAAACUGGGGAUUUGGGGAAAGCAUUUGCUGAGCUUGAAAAGCGUUUUAUGGAUGAUUCAGAGAUGUUGCAGAGAUGGAGGACUGCUUUGAGGGAUGCAGCCAACCUUUCUGGUUUUCAUUCAAAGAACUCCAGGGGUUGUUGAGUCCUUGGUUAACAGUGGGAAACAAAUCAAUGCCGUACAUUUCAUUGAUGCCUUACCGUGUUUGCAAUAUUUCCUGGCUUCCUCACAUUCUCAGAAAUAAUGUGACAAUUAGAAUUGAAGAAGGGCAUGAAAUAAAGAAGCAGAUUUAGAUGAGAACAGACGAAGCACAAAAAUAGAAAGAUAUGAGCUAACCUUGUCUUCUCAGUGGUGAAAAAGAGCUAUGUCUGAAGGCCCUCUGCAGCUGGAGUAUUCAAUUAGGUUACAGUCAAAAACAGAAAAAAUGCAGUUUCCUUCAAAAUGAAGGGGAAAUGGAUAUCAUAUUAAGCUCAAGCAUUUACUUCCAAAUCAACAAAAAUAGCUGAAAAGCAUAAGGAACAAAUCAGACUGUCAAAGCAAUCAGCAUUUACAGAGCAUACAACCACAUUCUCAGAAACUGGUGACUGAGAAGAGCGAUCUCUAAUGCCGGUCAAAACCUGAAAAAUGAAUUUUAAAAAACUUACUCUUUUUUUCUUUUAUUUUUUAAUUCAAUGGGGCACCUAUGCGAAUCUAUUAUUAGAGAAGAGAUUUUUUUUAUUUUUAAAUUCAGUGAAAGAAGCACUUCUGAACAAAAUCUGGAUAAACCCAGAGAAUCUGUGAGAGCAUAUAUUCUCACCUGUUAAUCACCAACAGACAGGUGUCUGAAAAUUUUCAUUUCUUUGUCCGUGGACAUACAAUACAAGCACUCCAACAUCUCAACGCUGCACACCUGAAAGAACUCAAAAUUAUUGAUCAGCAAAACUGAAACUAUUGAAUACAAAUGAUGCUAACGUUGGUUGUUUUACCAGUGAAAAGGCAGCUGCUGCAAUUUCUACAGUCUCUCUCCAACUUAAGUUAAUCUUAAGUCUCUCUACUCAGCCUUGUUCCAACACUUCAGACCAUUUCUCCUCCACC